Miscanthus lutarioriparius is the source of this 573-nucleotide messenger RNA. The record is from the annotation of a GenBank genome assembly. NCBI's taxonomy places the organism in Eukaryota, Viridiplantae, Streptophyta, Magnoliopsida, Poales, Poaceae.
AUGGACGUGACCUUCGUGUGCUCAGGCGAGGAGGCCUUCAAGAUGGAGGUGGGCUACUUCGACACCGUGCAGGACGUCAAGGAGAAGCUCCAGAGCCGCCGAGGCUGGCCCGCGGCCGCCACGUCGCUCCUCCACAACGGCGGCGUGCUUAAGGACGACGUCGACGGCGGCGGCAGCGGCAUCGAGCGGCACGGCGUCGUGGAGGGCUCCGUCAUCUACGUCGCCCUCCUCGACGGCCAGCACCAGCAUCCGCAGCAGAACAAGAGGACGGAGAAGAGGAAGAGGCGCGGCGAGGCCGCGCCGCCGCCGCUGCGGGUGACCGUCGUGUCGCGGUGCGGCGAGGGCCGUGUGGAGAUGGCCGUGGGCGCGCGCGCCGCGGUGUCGGUGCUGCGGGCGGAGCUGGAGCGCGCGCGCGGGGCGGGGGCUCGGUUCCCGCUCCCGCGCGACGGCGCCUACUUCUUCAUACAUGGACAGAGCGUGAUGGACGAGUCGCGGUCCUUCGAGUGGCACGGUGUGGCCAGCGGCGACGAGGUCGUCGUGUUCGACGGCUCCGUGACGAGGAACCCCGCGUAG